This is a messenger RNA of Pestalotiopsis fici W106-1, 903 nucleotides long. RefSeq lists its product as uncharacterized. The transcript has 2 exons. Bases 1 to 903 code for a protein of 300 amino acids. Lineage: Eukaryota; Fungi; Ascomycota; Sordariomycetes; Amphisphaeriales; Sporocadaceae. The record is from RefSeq and is a predicted model, not a curated record.
AUGGCAUCCAAAGUUCAUCGCGAACAGGUAGAGUUCAAAACUCUGGAUGGCUUGACGCUUAGAGGUGCGGUUUAUCCAGCCAAAGACUAUGGUCCUGGAAUUAUCAUGACCCCUGGAUUCAAUCUCACUGGGGACACGCUUCUUCCCAAGGUGGCGGAAUAUUUCCAACAAGCAGGAAUUACAGCUCUUGUCUACGAUCCGCGUUCCAUAGGCUCAAGCGAGGGGUACCCUCGCAACAACAUCGAUCCGGCGCAGCAGACCAAUGACUAUCACGAUGCAUUGACUUAUCUCAAGUCUGACGCGAGAGUCGAUUCCGGCCGCAUUGCGUUUUGGGGGUUUUCCUUCAGUGGGGCCGUUGCCCUGGCGGCGGCGGCGCUCGAUACCCGUGUGCAUCUCGUACUUGCCGUCUGCCCGCUCACUACAUGGGAUCUGCCAGCAAACAAGUACCGUGGCGUUCUAUCAAAGGCGAUGCAGGACCGCGAGUCGCAGCUUGCGGGAAAUAAAGCAUUUUCCCUCCCCAUGAUCACCCAAAAAGGCGAAAACCCUGCCGGGUUCGGAGUGGGAUUGGGAACGCGUGAGUGGGAGUUGGUGCAGGAGUCCAAGCAGAGGAUGCCCAAUUUGGAAAUGAAUACGUCGAUUCAGACAUAUUACAACAUCAUGGCUUGGUCGCCUUUCCAAGCCCUGCGCUUCCUGAGCCCCACGCCAGUUUUGUUGGUGACUCCAGACGAGGACCGCAUCUCGCCCAUGGCACAGCAGAAGGAGCUGAUUUUGGACAAGAUAGAAGGACCGAAGCAGAUGCAUGUCGUCCAAGGGAAAGGGCACAUGGAUGUCUUGGACGGUGAUGAGUUCAUCCCUUCAAUGAUCGCCCAGGUCGAGUUCAUUCGCCACUAUUUUGGUAACUAG